CCUCGAGAAACUUUUAAGACGCUUCAAUUUCAUUGUAGUUUUAUUGGAAUUUAUUUCGAUUUAAUUAAAAGCCUACGUAUAAUCUUAGAAUUUAUAUAAUUUUGACUGGGCUGGUAGGCGUAGGCUAGGUGUGACAUCAUUUCAGAGAAAUGAGUUCUAGGUCAGCCUUGGCCAGUAAUUUUUCAAGAAUUGCAUCACAGGUCUUAUUUAGUAAACAGAUAAUUUCACCUUACAACUACAUAAUUAGACUACCUGGAGGGUUUUGUUAUGAAGCAUAUAAUGCACAAGCAUGUGUCAACCCAUGGAGUUUGUUGAGGAUGGUGGAAUGCGGUCGUGGUGCUUGCUUCAACCCCAUUCCACCAGACUGUCACUCUUUCCUUGACGUGGCAGAAAUGUAUAAAAAUUACUUCAUCUUUAUUGCAUCAACGUCAACAACAAUUUCCCCCAAGCUUUACAAUGUAUCUACGGUUAAAGGACCUCUCAUCUUGGAUGUUAAGCUAGAUUAUGUUGGAACGAAGACAAUAAAAAUGAAGACUGUCAUGCAUUUAGAAGGGACAGAUGAGCCACUUUGUGAAAACAACACGCAGUCUGUACUGGUUGACAACUCUACACGCAAACCUUCAGCGCCCCCAGACUGGUGGAUCCAAAAAUAUUCCCUAGGCUCUAACAACGGAACACCUUUAAAACUUGAACCCUUGCAGUUGCCUAAGGACACAAAACUUAGUGAAUAUGCCUUUACUGUUGCUGCUACGGAUGUGGACUCGUACUUACAUGUCAACUGGUCCAAUUUCGUCAAAUAUUUUUACAACACGUUUCUCAACUUUGAACUGAAGAAAGUGGGCAGAGAUCAUGCAAGUCUGGCCUUUCGCAACCUGAAGAGUUUUGAUGUGGCGUAUAUCAAAGAGGCAAAUAUAGAUGAUAACCUGGUUAUCAAGCACUGGCCAGUUGAUAAAUCUGAACACAUUCACAACUUCCAGAUGUUUAAAAAAUCUCAGGUAAUCAGUGAAUGCAAGUUUGAAUUUUUUCCAUGAAUAAAAUCAUAUUUACCAUUCUGUAAAUUACAAGAGACAUAUUUAAUAGAAAUAAUUUAUAAAAUAUACAUUGUAUAUUUUUUUAUUUGUACAUUGUUCUCAAGUCCAACACUUUCCAUAUGUUGUAGUGGUGUGAAUGGAAAGGAAACACUGUUUUUAAUUGUAUGUGAUAAUA
Messenger RNA from Physella acuta, 1206 nucleotides. RefSeq lists its product as uncharacterized. The record is from RefSeq and is a predicted model, not a curated record. NCBI's taxonomy places the organism in Eukaryota, Metazoa, Mollusca, Gastropoda, Physidae.